AUCUUCUUGUCGGCUGCUGCUGUUAUGCAUGAAGCAUGUUACGUACGGACUACGGGUUAUUCUUACUCUGUGAUUAAUAUUUCAAUGGUAGUAAUACCAGGUGUCUUAAGGGGACAGAAUUGCUGUACUGAAACUGAUAUUUCGUGCCUGUGCUUGUGUUCUUUAUAAUGCUGCUGCUGCUGCAAAGUAAAGCUGCUUGUAUUAGACCCUAAUAGACAAAUAUACACCAAAGCCAAAGGAAAGACCGAAUGAAAGUGUACUCCUCGAAGCUCGGAGUGAUGAUCUCUCAGAUCACCCCCAGUCUGUACCUGAGUGGGGUGGAGGCUGUGAAUCAGUCAGCGCUGGAGCACAGAGGAAUCACUUUGCUGGUGAACGCCUGCGCUGAAUACCCCUGUCCGGAGUAUCAGGGGGUGAAGUGUGUUUGGGUGCCAGUGGAGGACCGUCCUCACGCCCCUCUGGAGCAGCACUUUGACAGCGUGGCUGAGCAGAUCCAGCAGAACUGCUCUGGAAGCUCUCUGGUGUUCUGCUCGGCCGGGAGAAGCAGGUCUCCGUCUCUUAUCAUGGCGUAUCUCAUGCGGUUUGAGGGACUCUCGCUGCUUCAGGCUCAUCAGCAGGUUCUGGCAGCACGGCCCUUCAUUCGACCAAACGCGGGCUUCUGGAGACAACUACUUAAGUAUGAGAGGAAACUGACCCACAGCAACAGCAUCAGGAUGGUGUCCACCUCACAGGGAGUCCUACCUGAGGCCAUCCAGCUCACACAGGACUCGUCAUACUGCCUUGAUGUAUAAUUCUGGACACCCUGAACUGGAUAUGUUUUUAUAGUGUGUGUGUUGAUAAUGUUUCUAUAAAUCAGAUCAUAACACUACAUGUAUUUUUUUAAAUAACAUGUUUUUAACAUGUUUAAUGUUACUACUGUGGUAUUCCUCGAAGUAGUUCUGUAGUUAUUGUAUUGUAAGUAAAACAUAUAAUUCAGUGUAAUACAAUGAUAAUUGAUUCUGUUGUAACAUAUUUGAUGUAUAGAUUUUAACACAUGCAUAAAAAAAAUGCAUGGAAAUGUUGAUGUUACAAUGGGAGCCUUAUUGUAAGAUCAGAUCAGCAAAUACUAACCAAGAGAAAAUGAGAGAGCUUUAUGAAGUGCUGCGUUCUAGUGGAGACAAUGUUAAAUCUGCCUUUUAUUCUAGACUGGUAAAGCAGGAGCCAGAUCUGUUUAGAGCCUUGGGUAAGUGUACACCAGUUUUGGCCAUUAUACCAUAUGCAUGAAAACUCUGUGCUGUUAAAAUAUGUAUACAUGUUUUCAUCUUGUUCAUUUACUUAUGCUUAUGCUUUGGUUCUAUGCCUAUUUAAAUAAAAAAAAAUAUGCAAAA
Messenger RNA from Cyprinus carpio (common carp), 1364 nucleotides. Its product is annotated as dual specificity protein phosphatase 14. Gene Ontology annotation, biological process: protein dephosphorylation. Gene Ontology annotation, cellular component: cytoplasm. Lineage: Eukaryota; Metazoa; Chordata; Actinopteri; Cypriniformes; Cyprinidae. The record is from RefSeq and is a predicted model, not a curated record. Gene Ontology annotation, molecular function: protein tyrosine/serine/threonine phosphatase activity.